Echinococcus granulosus is the source of this 2127-nucleotide messenger RNA. RefSeq names its product Reticulon-4 receptor. The record is from RefSeq and is a predicted model, not a curated record. The transcript has a single exon. NCBI's taxonomy places the organism in Eukaryota, Metazoa, Platyhelminthes, Cestoda, Cyclophyllidea, Taeniidae. The coding region runs from base 1 to 2127 and encodes 708 amino acids. Gene Ontology annotation, molecular function: protein binding.
AUGAUGAAUAUUUCGGCAGUAGCCUUCAUCCUGUUCACUGUGGUCUAUAUCUUCCUACUCCCCUCCUCUUUCGGACAGUAUAUUGAACCGCAUCUCUGUGAUGGCGUCUGUUACUGUUCUCGCAACGAAGCCGUUGUGGACUGCAGCCCCCAAGAUCGCAUUAUCGGUGUGCCCACAAACCUGCCACCGGGGACGCAGAAACUCGUAAUUCAGGGUGGUUUCUUUCCAGAUCCUGGGCAUCUGAGUGCCAAGAAUCUCACGGGCCUGGCACACUUAGUCAGUCUCCGGAUUGUCAAUUCGCAACUCCGCUCGGUUCAGUCACGAGCUUUCCUUGGAAUGACCAAUCUACGGGACCUAGAUCUCUCCCUAAACCUUCUCUAUCGAAUUGAACCGCACACUUUCUAUGGUCUGAACUUACAGACGUUAUAUCUGCAGAAACAGCGGCUGCAACCAGACUCUCAUAUACUCUACGGGCCCUCGGCAGAUCCAGAACCGUUGGUGAUUUCCACCGAGGCCUUCUAUGGCCUUUCAGCCGCGCGGAUAGACCUGCGUCGGAACUUCAUCUCUGACAUAUCCUACUCCCUCUUUUCCAAAGUUGAUGGCCUGGAGGAACUGAUUCUUUCUAACAAUCGGAUACGUCAAUUGGAUGCAAAAUUUGCGGACUACUUCGAUAACCCAAAUCGUCUCAUUGACCUAACCGACAACCCCUUGGAGUGUUCGUGUAAACUGGCCUGGUUGGUGAGUCGGGUAAAGGAGUGGGUGAGUAAGUCACCCUCCCUCAAAACCGCCUGCAUUAUCGAUCCGCGAAUCAGUGGAUCCCUUUCAAAAGUGGAGUUGAAGGAACUCACCACAGAUCACCUUUGCAUGGGCUCCAGGAUCCAAUCUAUCGGUGUAGAUAUAACCCCUGCUGGAAAAGCAGCCACUCUCAGUUGUACUGCAAUUACCUUCAAUCGCAUGGACACUGCUGAACAGCAACUCAGCACUUUUCGUCAUGGCGAGAGUGAAUCCCUGAUAAAUCAUCCAGUAGUCCAACUUCGACCUCCAUCGGUAGCGUGGAAAUAUGUGGAAUCGGGUCAACUGCGUCAGGUCACAGGGAUGCCCUCGGAUCUGCCACAAUCCCUUGAUCAUCCCAACUUUGGUGCGGGUACGGAAGAGAAGACGAUGACCACUGUGCAGCUCAACGUCUCGCUCUCACAAAUUGGUCGCAAAUUCUCCUGCAUCACUUGGGAUGAGAAGGCAAAUGAUCAGGAGGUUCUUGUCACCAUUCGUGGUCCUAUGCUUCCACCUCUCAUUAAAUCCAAGGGCUCAUCCAAGGAAUCUACCUUCGGAGCUGCCAAUGAAAAAACAUCCCAGCUGGACGAAAGGGCAAGAGAGGGUGAUCUCGCCUCCUUGACAGGCAAUAUGGCCUACGGGCAUUCAAGCUUCCUCUUCCAAAAGCAAUACACCUUGUUAGAGAUGAUUGGAGCUGUGAUUGGAACGUUCUUGGUAACUCUGGUCGUCCUCCUGGUCGGAUCAAGGUGUAUGAUGCUGUUAAAGCACAGGGCGAUUUUCAACCACCCCUCAAAGGAGAUUGGCGGGAGGCCUGCGACGUACGAUGCUCCUGCCUCGAAGCAAACCGAUGCGCUGGUGGGUGUUGGGAAUAUCACCACGCGGACGGCCGGAAGCAACAGUAAUGGCGGCCUUCAGUCGAUGGGAUGUGACGGAAUCGCCGCCGCUUACCCAUUGUACAAUCAUUACCUCGCCUCAGCCUCCGGUGUUACCUACCCCACACAUAUACCUCCCACAGCCUCUCUCAUAACAAGCCCCACUUCUGCCCAGCUCAUGCCCAUUUCUGCCGCAACGCCUUUGCUUCAGCCGAGUAUGACAGUUCCUGGAAUGCAGAGCAUACAGCCGAUUUCCCAGUGGCCGGCGCCACCGGGAUCAUCUUAUUCUGGAGCUGGUAGUCAUGAAUACGACAUCCCAAGGGCUAUGGAAUUAUCCCAGGUGGCUUCGGAUCAAACAACUCUGCAAAGGGAACACCAGCAGUCGCAACAACAACAGAUGCAGACAAUGGUCCAGCAUCAACAGCAUCAACACUCGAAAAUGAACCUCACCAUCGAUGCAUUCGGAGGCGAUAGCGCCGAUUAA